AUGGACUUAUCCAGGAAACCAACGAAUCCCCAACGUUUGCCUCCCCCGGCCCUCUUUCAAGGCCCACCUUCACAUAAUGCAUCUAAUAUCUCACUUUCCGUACCACCCGCAUCUUCAGCCUUGGCAACUCCCUCUGGAAGCCAACCCCCACCUCUCCAUCGGAAUCGAACACCCCGUGGAGAAGAGGGGGAAAAUGUCGAGAAAUCAAGCCUGCUGUCACCUUUUGUCUCUCGCCGGCAAUCCAAGAAUGAUCCAGAUGGAUCCGAUGCCAUUUGGCAAGAGAUGCAAAGCGCCUUAUCGGAGGUCGAACUCAGUGCCGUCACAAGUGAAAAUGUCUUUGGCGAGAAGCACUCUGAAGCAUUGGAGGAUUUGCGCUCAAAGCAACUGAAGCUUGCUCAGGCCUGGGCACGCAGCGAGGCAGAUGAUGAAGUCGUGGACCCAAGCCAUACUGGUCCCGAUGCCGCCAGUGCCAAAGCCAACUCAACCAGACGAGGUGAAACCAAUAUCAAAGAUGAUGCUGCCACUGAAACCAGCGCUGGACGCGGCUCGGUAUCCCAUCAUACGCUGGACGAGGAGACGGAGAAAGAUAUCCGUCUUGCUCGCAAACGCCGCGAGGCUAAUGAUCGGUACUUCGAUCGCGUAAACCAGGGUGUUUUGGAUGUCGUUGCUAAGCUGGAAGAAGUCGCCCAAGCCAUGCGUACUGUCGAACGAGAGAGCAAAGAUAUUUGGAGCGAUUCCGAGAGUGUCACGACAACUGCGCCUUCUUCGACUCAUUGA
Molecule: messenger RNA, 777 nt
Organism: Penicillium salamii
Lineage: Eukaryota; Fungi; Ascomycota; Eurotiomycetes; Eurotiales; Aspergillaceae
Source: the annotation of a GenBank genome assembly